AUGGUGAAAAAAUAUCCUACUGCAGUGGAGCAACAAGAUAAUUUUGGAUGGACACCGGUUCAUUGUGCUGCACACUUCGGCCUACAAGAUGUUAUUAACUUAUUCCUAACAUACCGAAAGUCCUCAGCCUACAAAAAGGACAAGGAAGGGAUGUCAGCUUUCCAUUUAGCAUCUAAAAAACGACAGGUUGGGAUAAUGGAGGAGUUGAUAACAUUUUGCCCAGACAUAUGCGAGUCAUCGACUUCCAAUGGUCAGACUGCUCUUCAUGUUGCCGUGACAAGAAGGCAAAAGAAGGCAGUGGACUGUCUCUUGAAAGAACAGGCCGGCUCCAACGUCGGUGUUUUGAACAAAAAAGACACAGAUGGAAACACGCCUUUGCAUUUGGCUGCCAUUUUAGAAGAUUACGAGAUUUUGAGUAUGCUUUUGAACGACAAAAGGCUGGAAGGAAAUGCAGUGAAUAAGGAUGGUUUGACUGCUAUGAACAUCAUUCUAUCGUGUAAAGAGCUUCAAGAACCACAAAAGUCAGAUAUUGUCGCAAAGUUGAGAAGCGUAGGCGGUUUUCCUAGUCUUAAGGAACAACUACCAGAAAGAACUGCAAAAAUGCCAGACAUCAUAGAGACAACGGAAAAGCCACGACCACAAUCAGAAGAUGACAAUAAAGAGGACAAAUUACCAAAUAAAAAGCGAAAGAAGUUCUGGGUAAUUCCGGAGUCUCUUUAUGUUUUGGGAAAUCCAAAAAACAUACAAAGACCAUCCGAGGUAGACUUACGGCUUGCCACACUCAUAGCAACUAUCACCUUUGCGGCGGCUUUCCAAGUUCCCGGCAGGUACGAAAGCGACGGUCCUUAUAUGGGCUUGCCAAUAUUAAGGCACAAAUUUCUUUUCAAGGCGUUUACAAUUUUGGAUUCCUUGGCUUUAGGUUUUUCAACUUCUUCGAUCUUUCUCCACUUUCUAGCUGUGGUGGGACCAAACAAAACAGACUGUGUGAACUAUGCUUUGAUAAUUGCCCAUGUAACGACCUACUGCUCCAUGAUAGCAAUGGUAACCACAUUUAUAUCGGCGGCAUCUCUAGUUUGGGGAAAUUCUGGGGGAGUAACAGCAGCAGUUUGCGCUUUCUUUGCCGCCUAUGUAAGCGGUUUUCUUUACAUUGUCUUAGCAAAAUGGGUUGACAAAGUUUCUGAGACCAAAUAA
This is a messenger RNA of Morus notabilis, 1191 nucleotides long. Its product is annotated as ankyrin repeat-containing protein At2g01680. Gene Ontology annotation, molecular function: protein phosphatase 1 binding; protein phosphatase regulator activity. Gene Ontology annotation, cellular component: plasma membrane. NCBI's taxonomy places the organism in Eukaryota, Viridiplantae, Streptophyta, Magnoliopsida, Rosales, Moraceae. The transcript is spliced from 2 exons. The record is from RefSeq and is a predicted model, not a curated record. Bases 1 to 1191 code for a protein of 396 amino acids.